This is a messenger RNA of Pyrus x bretschneideri (Chinese white pear), 1500 nucleotides long. RefSeq lists its product as uncharacterized. The record is from RefSeq and is a predicted model, not a curated record. The transcript has a single exon. Gene Ontology annotation, molecular function: S-adenosylmethionine-dependent methyltransferase activity. Lineage: Eukaryota; Viridiplantae; Streptophyta; Magnoliopsida; Rosales; Rosaceae. The coding region runs from base 301 to 1218 and encodes 305 amino acids.
UCCGUACUACACGACCCACUCAAUCUCUCUUGCUCCUUUUUUCCCUUUCUUUUAAAAUUUGAAAAAAAUACAGAGAAGCCGACGAAAUGAAAAGCGCGUUCCAUCUUGCCGCCAUGGUCAUCCUCCAUUUAUGAUCCUCUUUGUUCUUUCUCCAACUUCCCCGACCCUCACUUCCCCAUGAUUUCUCCCUACGAAUGACUUCGUGAUUAUUUGUUCACCAUCUUUAAUGUGUGAUCUACUACUUUCUCAGUAGCCAAACGCCCUUAGAUUUCUCAACUGUUUGGAGGUCUUGGAGAUUUGAUGCCUUCUGGAAACAUGUUUAGAGAGAGGAAGAUGGGGAAACCAUCAGGUGCGGCGCCAGGCAGCAGAGGCUGGACUCAGAUCUACGCAAUCUACGGUCUCGACCAGCUGCACACCAUUCUCUUCCUUCUCUUCAACGCUGUCCUAUUUACCGUUCUGUCACUCCUCUACCUCACUUAUUUCAACCCCAUCACCCUCUUCUUCCACCGCCUCCUCCCCAUCGACACCGCCCGUUUUGCCGCCGGGUUCACUGGCUCUGUCACCGCCCUUUCCGCCCUCUGUCUCUUCUUCGCAUCCGGACACUUCCUAUACUCCUCACUCCCCCUCCACUACGACGUCGCCCAGCGCAUGGUCGGCUCAGUCAACGAAUGGUCGACCGUCAAGCACGCCCUGGACCUCGGCUGCGGCCGCGGCAUACUUUUAAACGCGGUGGCGACCCAGAUGAAGAAAGAGGGGAGUUCGGGUCGGGUUGUGGGCCUGGACCGGUCCAAGAUGACGAGCCUCUCGUCUACGCUGCGGACAGCGAAGAUUGAAGGUGUAGGGGAGUACGUGACUUGCCGCGAGGGCGACCCCAGGAGAUUGCCGUUUGGGGACGGGUACUUCGACGUUGUGGUGUCUGCUGUGUUCGUCCACACCGUCGGAAAAGAGUACGGCCAUCGGACGGUGGAGGCGUCGGCGGAGCGGAUGAGGGUUGUCGGCGAGAUGGUCAGGGUUCUGAAGCCCGGUGGGGUGGGGGUGGUGUGGGACCUACUGCACGUGCCGGAGUACGUGCGGCGGCUGCAGGAGCUGAAGAUGGAGGACAUUCGGGUGUCGGAGCGGGUAACGGCGUUUAUGGCGAGCAGCCAGAUCGUGUCGUUUCGCAAGCCCAGUCAGCACGUUAUUGGACCCGGUGAGGUCCGACUCGACUGGAGAUGCUGAAUAGCAGUCCGACCCGACCCACAUACAGACGAAAUAAACAGUCAGCGAAAAUAGUAUAAAUACAUAACGACACCGAAGACUUUGCAGUAAUGAUAAUUAAUUAAUUAAUCAAAAAUCAAGAAAUGAAUGGAUUUCUUUCUGUGUUUGUAUGGAGUUAUGUGUUCUGGAGAAGCGAAGCUGACCCAGAUCAGAUGGGGAGAGAGAUGAUUAUACAUGUAAUACCCCUACUUUAAUUAUCUAUGAUACUUUGUUAUAUUUUAAUGAAAUUAGAAUCAUACUGGA